UAUACCCGCGAGAACAGUACCAAACGGACACGUUUACUCAUGCUCCUCGUAUAAAUUCAAUAACAGUGCAAAAAAUAAAGUUUGUGAAGUGAAAUUUAGACGUAAAUAUCGGUCAGAACCUACUGGACCAAAGAAUUGUAUUAGUGUUAUCUUUUAUCGUGGAAUAAUUGGUGUAUUUUGGCAAUAUUUAUUGCAAACAUUGUGUUUACGUAGUGUGCGGUGUUAGAGCUAUUCUUGACAAACAAAGGAAAGGUCAAAGUACGAUAGUUAUAACUAAGAAUACUCGAAACACUUCCAAAAAUUUAUGCUUCCUGCUAGCGGCUUAGUAGCGCAGUGGUAUAAGCGACCACUUUCUGUUUAAACGUGAAGCGCAUUCAAGAAUCGGAAGAUCGAAUCCAGACAAACACCCAACACUUUUUGUGAAUAAUUUCUGACAAGUUUAUUAUUUCAAAUAUGAACUCACCUUGCAGCGGUUGUAAAAAAGCAAUCAAACCUUCAGAAAGAAUUACUUGCACUCAAUCUUCGUGCGGCAAAAGAUAUCAUUACCUGUGUGUUAAUUUGAAUGUUGAUAACUUCAAAAAGCAAAAAAAUUGGAAAUGUCCUGACUGCUCCAUUAAACACUUGUCAAUAAUACGUAAGGAAGGAAAUAGUGAUGAUACUCCUAUUAAAUUGGCGACCAGCAGCGAAUUUUUAGACGACUCUCAAAAUAUUACUAUAAGGCGUCAAAAAGAGAGCGAACCCACUACUGAACACCAAGACUGUGUAUCUCGUGCUGAACUAGCAGAAAUUAUUCGUAGGGAAUUGCGUUCAGUGAUUCGAGAUACAUUAAAUGAGGAGUUCGCUAAUAUCAAAAAAGAAAUUCAUGGAUUUGAAGAAACGAUUAAAUUUAUUAAUUCACAAUAUGACGCUAUAAGUACCAAAGUUAAAGUCCUAUCUGAUGAUACCAAGAUCUUUUCUACAACUAAUGUAAUGUUAACUGGCAAGGUCAGGGAUUUAGAGGAAAGGAUAUCACAAAUGGAACAGUCUGCCCGUCAGUCAAAUGUCGAAAUCCACUGCUUACCUGAGCACAGACAAGAAAACCUGGUUAACACAAUUGUUAAUAUCGGAAAAGUUAUUUCAUUUCCCAUUUUGGAAACUGAUAUUUUAUCCUGCAACCGAGUGCAAAAGCUUAAUGCCUCAUCCAAGCUGCCAAGGACUGUUGUAUGUAAAUUAACAAGUAAAAUAAAGCGAGACAACUUCUUAGGCGCUGUACUUACAUAUAAUAAAAUGAACCCAAAAAAUAAAUUAAACACGAAAAUCCUGGGUUAUGGAGACAUUGAAUCACCAGUAUUCAUUAACGAACAUCUGACUCCAUCCAACAAGGCGUUACACGCAGCUACCAGAUUGAGAGCAAAAGAGAAAGAAUACAAAUUUGUUUGGGUGCGUAAUGGGAAAAUUUUUGUGCGCAAAAAUGAGACAUCACCAGCACGGGUAAUAACAAGAUUGGAAGCACUGGAAAAUCUCAGUUAAUUUUUAUUUAUUUUUCUAAAUUUAUUAUCUAAUGCUGUAUUAAAUUUAAAUUUAAAUCAUUCACACACUCUGAUUUAAACAUUUACUAUCAGAAUGUUAGAGGUGUUAGGACUAAGCUGCAAAGUAUAUAUAAAAAUGUACUGUCAAGAAAUUUUCAUAUAAUAAUUUUCACUGAAACAUGGCUCAACGAUUCUGUGGCUAGCACGGAACUAUUUGACAGUAGGUAUCAGGUAUUCAGGAGAGAUCGACAGGCCAAUACCUUCUAUACUGGAAAGGAAGGUGGUGGCGUUUUAAUAGCAGUAAAGAGAAAUAUAAAGGCUAGAAGGAAUACAUUCUUAGAAAGUUCUUGUGAAGAUUUAUGGGUUACUUUAGACAUAACGCCAAAUUACUCUCUUCAUAUCUGUGCUGUUUAUUUACCCCCACCAGUCUCAAGUGAUGAUCUAAACCACUUCAUCAGCACUAAAAGUAUAUUUGUACAAAAACUUGAUCAUAUCCUUCUAGUGGGUGAUUUUAAUUUGGGUCAUAUUGAUUGGACCUCAGAUCAUAGCAAUCCAAUAAUUAAAUCUAACACAAAAAUAAAUCAGAUAUUUAUAGAUUUUACUUCAUGUAACGGUUUUAAACAGUAUAAUCGGGUACAAAAUAAUGACUCUAAAAUACUUGAUUUGGUUUUAUCUAACGUUCAAUAUCCUAUCUCGGUCAGUAAAGCUGUAGAUACUUUAUCGAAGAUUGAUAACUUUCACCCGCCGUUAGAAAUUGACAUAUAUUAUAAAAAAAUAGAUAAACUUCGAUACAAUAAUUUCAAUGUGUAUACGUUUUAUAAAGCAGAUUAUGAAGGUAUAAAUAGGUCUCUAUAUGAAUGCUUAGAAAAAUUCUAUACCAUAAUUCGAAAAAAUAUCGAGAAAUAUGUACCCCUAAAACCAUCUGUUAAAAAUAAAUAUCCUGUAUGGUACUCACAGAGACUUAUAAAACUUUUAAAGGAAAAGGAAAUUAGCCGCAAAAAAAUGAAAAAAUAUCAAAACAAUCGUGACGUAUAUGAAUAUGAGUUGUUAAAAAAAAGAGCAAACACGCUAAUUAAUAAAAGUUACAGC
This is a messenger RNA of Parnassius mnemosyne (clouded apollo), 2597 nucleotides long. NCBI's taxonomy places the organism in Eukaryota, Metazoa, Arthropoda, Insecta, Lepidoptera, Papilionidae. The record is from the annotation of a GenBank genome assembly.